This is a messenger RNA of Pseudovirgaria hyperparasitica, 732 nucleotides long. RefSeq names its product DUF1754-domain-containing protein. The record is from RefSeq and is a predicted model, not a curated record. The transcript has 2 exons. Gene Ontology annotation, cellular component: nucleolus. NCBI's taxonomy places the organism in Eukaryota, Fungi, Ascomycota, Dothideomycetes, Acrospermales, Acrospermaceae. The coding region runs from base 131 to 565 and encodes 144 amino acids.
UUCCAGUAGGGGCGUUAUCCCCGUUGCCAAGCCGCCACCUCCGGUUUAUGUUAGGUAGUUCUGGAGUUGGGUGAAGACUUCUAGCUCCAUUUGACACCACCCCUCGUCAGUCCGUAUUCCGCAGUCAGCGAUGGCACCAGCCGAAUAUACUUCCGUUGGAGCUGGAUCGCUGAAACUAAAAGGCGCCGCUGGCGUGGAGAAGAAAAAGAAGAAAAAGAAGACGAGACCAGGAGGCGAAGCAGCAGAGACCUCCUCCAAGCGAGACGUACCGCCACAAGUCAACGAGAACCACUCAAGCUCAUUGAACAACGAUCAAACAGAAAAUGCGACUACAAGCAAUGAUGAUACCAUGGGUGACAACAUUGACAAGCAGCUAGCUGACUUCAAGGCUCGUGGUGGUAAAACUGAAGCGGAGCUCAGAUUCGAGGAGCAGAGAAAACGAAGACUCAAUGAGCGAUUGAAGCGAGAAGGCGUCAAGACUCAUAAGGAGAAAGUUGAGGACCUGAAUAGAUACUUGAGUACCCUCAGCGAACAUCAUGACAUGCCUCGCAUCGGACCCGGCUAACAUGCGCUUCAUCAUACUUAUAUAAUUCCAUACCUCGAAUAUUUCAUACAGUGCCACAACGUACAUACUAUACUGUACGAUAUGACGUCGAUCGAGUCUGAGUCUUUCAAAAGUCUUCGAAUGGCACACGCCAACAGACAAGUGCAUGCCCUUCAUCAGUGGGUUAA